GCUGCUGUGUGGCGGAGCUGAGGGAACAUCUGCGUGACCGGGAAGUGACUCGGGCUUCCCCCCUCCGCUUUUAACACCACUUGGAGAUAUGGUUACUGUGUUUGACUUUAGUGGACACUGAAGCUGAUUCGAACGCGUCGCUGAAAAGUGCUGAUUGAUUAUCAUCACCACAUGGAACUCAUUCCCUCGUUUGAACAUAUGAAGGCUGAUCACUUUAACUGGACAUAUUGCUGUUGAUGUGUGACCAAAGUGCGGAGAUGCCUGGGGCUGACAGCGGCCCAGAUGCAGAGGGACCCGCGCUAUCGCCAGCUACAGGUGAAGGUGGAGUGGAGCAGAGUGGGACGUCCGGGCAGCAGGACAGAGGGACACAGGGGAGAGGAGAGGAGAGCGGAGCUUCAGGUGGUGGAGUCGGGCAGGAAGAUGAAGAGAUGACCAGAGGUUCACAUGACCUCUCCUCAUCGGCCAAUCACAGCCCUAGGAGUGCCACUGAAUCCACUUCAGUUUCAACCGAGAGCGGUGAGCAUGCAGAUGGUGACAAAGGGCAGGCCCACAGAGAAGUGAAGAUCACUGUGGCUGAGAUGAAGAAGAGGCUUCCGUCAGGCAAACGCAGGCACAGCAAAGCCAGCAAUGUGGAGGCCUUACAUUACGCACUUAACUGUGUCAAACAAGUUCAAGCCAAUAGUGAAUACUACAAACUGCUGAUUAGAACUGGCCAGGAUGAGAGGAGAAAUGCCACAGUUUGCUCCCUGGAAGAGUUGGAAAGAGUCACAUCUGAACACACCCUUAAAAACACGGACUCUUUCGUGGUUGUCUUCUCCCUGACGAGCGGCCGCGUGCUUUACGCGUCGGAGCAGGCUCACACCAUUCUAUGCUGCAAGAAGAAGUUCCUGGAGUCGGCCAAGAUUGUGGAGCUGCUCUUCCACCAAGAUGUUAAUGUCUUCUACGUGCACACGGCUCAGCCGCACCUGCCGCCCUGGAGCAACUCGCACACAGCGGGAGCUCUGUUUGACUGCGCGCAGGUCAAGUCCUUCUUCUGCAGAAUCAGGGGAAGGAAGGACCGUGAGGGUGAGAUGCAGUACAAUCCAUUCCGAAUUACGCCGUACCUGCUGAAUGUGCAGGGGACAGGAGCAAGUGGAGAGGAGGAGGAGGAGCCGUGCUCUCUGGCGCUGGCUGAACGCAUCAUCUCUGGAUAUGAAGCCCCUCGGAUCCCCAUGGACAAGCGCAUCUUCACCACCUCACACUCCCCUGGUUGUAUGUUUCUGGAAGUGGAUGACAGGGCUGUGCCGUUGCUAGGAUACCUUCCUCAGGAUCUGAUUGGCACAUCCUUGCUGACUUGUAUUCAUCCAGAGGACCGGCCCCUCCUGCUGUCCAUGCACCGGAAAGUGUUGAGGUAUGCUGGCCAGCGGCCAUUUGAGCACUCUCCGGUGCGUAUGCGCUGUCAGAAUGGAGACUACAUCACCUUGGACACCAGCUGGUCCAGUUUCAUCAACCCAUGGAGCCGCAAGGUGGCCUUUAUCAUCGGACGGCAUAAAGUCAGAACGAGUCCACGGAAUGAGGAUGUAUUUGCUGUUCGGACUCAGGAGGAUUUUACAGUCACUCAUGAAGAAAUUAAAGACCUGCAAGCAAAGAUCUAUAAGCUUUUCCUGCAGCCGGUCAACAAAAAUGGUUCCAGUGGUUACGGCAGCUUGGGAAGUAACAAAUCUCAUGAGCAUUAUAUCAGCGUCGCUUCUUCAAGUGACAGCAAUGGUAACCUAUGGGAGGACUCAAACCGGGAAUCGAUGACUUUGCAGCAGAUCUGUUCCGACGUGCACAGAGUGAAGAGUUGGGGUCAGCGGGCCUAUCUGGAUUCAAACCACAAAAUGUCUCUUUUUGGCAAACCUGCCACAGCACGUCUGCCGCCCGCAGUCUUAAACCCUGAGGUCAGAGAUCAUGAAGAAAGCAGCAAGCAAACACACAUUCCCUCCUAUCAGCAAAUCAACUGUGUGGAAAACGUCAUCAGAUAUUUGGAUAGCUGUACAGGUCCGGCCCUUAAGUGCAAGAGUGGGACUCAUUCCCUGGCCACCUCAUGUUCCUCAGAAGAUGAAAAGCCUGCUGGAGCCGCAGACACGGCUCAGGCCAACUCAGAUGUGGUGGUGUUGGACAGUGAGGUAUCAUUGGGCCCUGCAGCUGUAUUGGGAGCACCUCUCAAAGACAUCACAAUGUCCACCAAGGCCAUGAGUGUGGUCUCAGUCACCAGCCAGUGUUCAUACAGCAGCACCAUCGUUCAUGUGCCGCAGCCUGAGUCAGAGACCACGGCACCAGAGGAUGCACCAAUGGGCAGUGAGCCUGCUGAUGCUGUUCCCACCCACGUCCGUCCAGCCCCUCGCCCCGCCGCAGAGGAGCGAAGAUUUGUCGGUCUCACCAAGCGUGUGCUGUCAGCUCAUACCCAGAAGGAGGAGCAAGAGUAUGUGGAUCGUUUCCGCCACCGCGUCCUCCACAGCCCCUACAGCUCCUACCUGCAGCUGGACAACAGCUCGAUGGCUCACUCCCAUCACCCAGGUGAUAACCUACGUCCAUUGGGCGGCGGUGGUUGUAACCGCUCUCGAAAAGGAAAGCCCAGGUACAAGCGCCCUAAACCCCAGGGUUCUUCAGAUAGCUAUGCCACUCCACCUGGCCCUCCUCGCCGUAUCCCUGACUCUUCCUGGCCUCCAUCAGAGUCAUCUCAGCCCCAGAUGGGGGCGCCCUACGGCCAAACAUCCCCACUCCAGAUGCCAUUCUUCCCUAUAAUGGCGACUCAGCCUAGCCCAGAGCAACCGCCCAGAGCACAACAGAUGCCUGGAGCAACUCCUGUAGUGCUGCAGCCUCCAGACCAAACCCAGCUCAGCUACAACUUCAACACCAUACAGUCGACUCAGAGCCUGUCAGGCAUGCAACCAAUCGAUAUGCAUUCCAUUCCGAGACUUCACACCAUGCAGCCCAUGGAUCCAGCCCAACCCAUCAACCCAUACUUAGCUCCAGUCAUGGCCGUCAUCCUUCCCAACUACCAAACUUUUACUGCAGGUUACCCGACCAUGUUCCCUCCAUCGGGUACCACCAUGCUGCCCCAGGCACCCAUCACCAUGACAGGCUUUGCCCCUGGCAGUUCCCCUUUCCUGCAGCCUCAGUUCCAAACCCAGCCCAGCCCCCACACUAUGACCUCCCCGGUCCCUCUGCUUUGCUCUCCCAGACCCAGCUCCUCUGUUGGGGAGGAGGAGGAGGCGACUGGAGCCCAGGCUUUAUUCUCCAGCUCUCGCUCAAGUUCUCCCCUGCAGCUCAACCUGCUGCAGGAGGAGCUGCCCAAGCCGAGUGAAGGGCAGAGCAGCACCAGGCACAACCACACAGAGAGCCUCCAUGACAACGAGACUGACACCCUCAGUGACUCUGGGAACCAUGAUGCCCAGUCUACAUCCAGUGGGAUGCUUGACCUGCUACUGCAGGAGGAUGCCAGGUCAGGGACCGGCUCCAACGCUUCAGGAUCAGGGGAGUCUGGAGGCUCGUUGGGAUCUGGAUCUGGAUCUGGCUCCAAUGGAACCUCCACCUCUCACACUGGCAGCAGCAUCAGCAGCAAAUACUUCGCCAGCAAUGAUUCAUCAGACACGUCGCGCAGAGCCCGCAAGAGCCAGGAGGCACCAGCAGAGAACCAGCACAGCUUCGACACGCGUGUGGAGAACCCCCUGUGGAGCAUGAUCCAGAACACACCUGAGCGAGUCUUGAUGACGUACCAGAUCCACACCAGGGACCAGACUGAGGUGUUGGCAGAGGACAGGGAGAAGCUUCGGAUCCUCCAGCAUCUCCAGCCCUGGUUCAGCCAGGAGCAGAGAGACGAGCUGGCUGAAAUCCAUCCCUGUUUCCAACAGCACACUAUCCCACAGGAGAUCGAUACACAGGGUUGUGGGACCUGCAGCUCAGAAACCUCCCCUCUGGACAGCCCUCAGCAGGACUCCAGUGGACCUGUGUUGGACACUUGAGAGACAUGGUACCCCUAAAAACAACCCUCACCCGGUUCAUAGCGAACUAGCCCAGCCAGAGACCCACCAAGGUCCCACCAUGCAUCCUUUCUGACCAGUCCAGAGGAGUGUGUCCCUUUUUAUAGAGCCUCUGGCGGGCUUAAGUUUGUAUCCAAGACUCCUUUGGUGCCAUGAGCCACUUGAUGCCCAACUGAGGAAGAGGAGGGUCGUCCGGUUGCUGAACAUGAGCACUAUGUACUCGCAGCCAGUCUGCUGGACCAGUGACUGGGUGACAAAGACAGCGCUGGCCCAGUUGUCGUAUAAAAACACACAGCAGACUGUGCUCCAGUGACACGAAGCGCAGGUUGUGCAGUUUACAUGUACCACAUCAUCUCCUUCGGUGACAUACCAUGGAUUACACAUGGUAGUUUUGUUAUCUUUCCCUAAUGGGCACUAAGACAAAUACACUGUUUAUAAUGUUCAGAUAUGAAUAUUGUAUUUUAAUUUAUAUUAUUCCAUCAGUUCUUGUUUAGAGCAUCAUUGUUUUUUAUGUUACUCUGAGUCAAAAACAACGGCAAACAUGUCGAUAUUUUCAAAUUGAAUUUAGUACAAAAGCAUAAAUGCACCCCAGUUACUUCAAUUCAAACGUCCUGUUGCAGGAGCUUUUCUCUACCCAGCUUCCUGCCUGGUCCUCACCCUGAAGAUGACCUCCAACUGUAAACAGACAGCAGCGCCCCAAAUAUCCUCUGAUCCUGUGUUUACUCUCUGAAUGAAUUCCCCUUCACACUCUGUGUAGCUGACUGUCUGACUGACUGCCUGUUUUUGUGAAACAGAGCGACAGAGGAAUCAACUAACGCAUUGUAGUUCCUACUGGAAUAGAUCAGAUGGCAGGUGAUCUCAUGAAUGUGUGUGUCUGUGUGCGAGCGUGCACACUCUGAUUGAUUGCAAGAUGCUGCCUUUGACACAGUUGUCCAAAAGUACCGGACAAACCAGGGUUUUACCUUUUUUAGAUGGAAAGUAUAUAUUGCGGCGAUGUGUUUUAUAGAAAAUGGUCAUUACAAAUCGAACUUCACAAAGUGUAUAAAAAAACAAUUUGUCUUGAUUUCAGGGACUGUCUGUGACACAAAAGAAUGAAUAAAUGAUCAAUGAUCUAACAUGCA
Molecule: messenger RNA, 5125 nt
Organism: Pleuronectes platessa (European plaice)
Lineage: Eukaryota; Metazoa; Chordata; Actinopteri; Pleuronectiformes; Pleuronectidae
Gene: per3
Product: period circadian clock 3
Exons: 22
Coding region: 237-3986 (1249 amino acids)
Biological process (GO): entrainment of circadian clock by photoperiod; negative regulation of transcription by RNA polymerase II; circadian regulation of gene expression
Cellular component (GO): cytoplasm; nucleus
Molecular function (GO): transcription cis-regulatory region binding; transcription corepressor binding
Source: RefSeq, a predicted model, not a curated record